This is a messenger RNA of Theileria equi strain WA, 969 nucleotides long. RefSeq lists its product as hypothetical. The record is from RefSeq and is a predicted model, not a curated record. The transcript has a single exon. NCBI's taxonomy places the organism in Eukaryota, Apicomplexa, Aconoidasida, Piroplasmida, Theileriidae. The coding region runs from base 1 to 969 and encodes 322 amino acids.
AUGCAAACUCUGUCGUCUCACCCGUUCCUGAGCAUUCUGAUGGAAUUGGUGAAGCUCCAAGAGUAUGAAACAUGUCACAGGCUCUUGGGAAUCAUUGUUUCUAGAGAACAAAGAGCGUGUAAAGAAUGGGUACUUGGGACAUCUGGAGUUGAAAAUGCAUUGAAUGGGUAUUACUUUUCUCAAUUUGAAAAGUUGCUAAAGAAGGAGUACAAGUCAGCCAGUGCAGACAUUGCGCUCCUUGUUUUAUAUUCCCAGCUCUUUAAUUUUUGUUAUAAAUGCUAUAAAGAGGAAAAUACAGACCAAUUUAAUACUGAUAGGCACACGAAGUUUCUCUUUUGCCUCUUUGACGAAAUUGCGAGUAGGUUUCUAAACUCUGGGACACUUGUAGAGGACACUUUGCAGACUUGUGAAGUUUCCAAGGGAUCUACAUGUUUUGCAAAAGAUUACCAUUGUAUCUUGAGGCUCUUGAUGGAAAUUGUGGAGGAAAAAAUGCAAUUUUGUGAGUCGCUGGAAACCAUUGGAGAUAUAUGUCUUUCCUGUGUUAUUAAUGGGAUCAGAAUGAUUUAUGGAGUCCGUUCCGACACACCAAAUAUCUUUACUCCAGAAAAGGUCAGGGGAGCUCUAGCGAGUGAAAAUGUGAAAACCCCGAGUAUGCAGGCCGGGUCAAUCUCUCGCAAAUUUUCCAUGACAAACGCUCUUGAUCAUAAUACUCCCCUGUGGUCUGGAAAUAGCGCCCCUAUGAAACCGCAAAACGUGAUUGAGGAACUUCUUACGCCCCGUGAAAGGUACAUGAGGGAUGAAUGUGUGGAUGAACUAUCCGAUGAUUUGGAAACCCUCUUGAGAUAUGCCAUUCAUCUUUUAGAUGCCAAGGAAGGGCAUAUACAUAAACUUUUAUCGCAAAUUAAAGACCUUUUCUGGAGUUUUGAGGAGAAGGUCUUCCUAGCACGUCUGGAUGAACACCGUCGCUAG